Gallus gallus (chicken) is the source of this 499-nucleotide messenger RNA. RefSeq names its product histone H3.2-like (gene H3C37). NCBI's taxonomy places the organism in Eukaryota, Metazoa, Chordata, Aves, Galliformes, Phasianidae. Gene Ontology annotation, cellular component: nucleosome. The record is from RefSeq and is marked inferred. The transcript has a single exon. Bases 37 to 447 code for a protein of 136 amino acids. Gene Ontology annotation, molecular function: protein heterodimerization activity; structural constituent of chromatin; DNA binding.
UUUCCUUCCUCACUGCUAAGGGGCUGCUUCCCUAGAAUGGCGCGUACGAAGCAGACGGCGCGUAAGUCGACGGGCGGGAAGGCGCCCCGCAAGCAGCUGGCCACCAAGGCGGCCCGCAAGAGCGCGCCGGCCACGGGCGGCGUGAAGAAGCCGCACCGCUACCGGCCCGGCACGGUGGCGCUGCGCGAGAUCCGGCGCUACCAGAAGUCCACGGAGCUGCUGAUCCGCAAGCUGCCCUUCCAGCGCCUGGUGCGCGAGAUCGCGCAGGACUUCAAGACCGACCUGCGCUUCCAGAGCUCGGCCGUCAUGGCGCUGCAGGAGGCGAGCGAGGCCUACCUGGUGGGGCUCUUCGAGGACACCAACCUGUGCGCCAUCCACGCCAAGCGCGUCACCAUCAUGCCCAAGGACAUCCAGCUCGCCCGCCGCAUCCGCGGGGAGCGCGCCUGAGCUCCUGGCAGGAGAAUCUUUGACUACCGAAAACCCAAAGGCUCUUUUAAGA